Trichomycterus rosablanca is the source of this 680-nucleotide messenger RNA. It is a transcript of the gene crabp1b, whose product is annotated as cellular retinoic acid binding protein 1b. Gene Ontology annotation, biological process: fatty acid transport. Gene Ontology annotation, cellular component: nucleus; cytosol. Lineage: Eukaryota; Metazoa; Chordata; Actinopteri; Siluriformes; Trichomycteridae. Bases 1 to 372 code for a protein of 123 amino acids. The transcript is spliced from 3 exons. Gene Ontology annotation, molecular function: fatty acid binding; retinoic acid binding. The record is from RefSeq and is a predicted model, not a curated record.
AUGCUAACUCGACCUUCAUCAUCUGUAGGGGUGAACGCUAUGCUGAGGAAGGUGGCGUGUGCCGCGGCCUCCAAACCCUCGGUGGAGAUCCGUCAGAACGGAGAGCAGUUCUACAUCAAGACCUCCACCACCGUCAGGACCACCGAGAUCAACUUCCAGAUCGGACAGGAGUUCCACGAGGAGACCGUGGAUGGACGCAAAUGCAAGAGUCUGGCAACCUGGGAGACGGAGAAUAAGCUCGCCUGCAGGCAGACCCUGCUGAACGGAAAUGGACCGAAGACGUACUGGACACGGGAGCUGAGGGGUGACGAGCUGAUCCUGACGUUUGGAGCCGAUGACGUGGUGUGCACCAGGGUUUACGUCCGGGACUGAAGCUCCACGAGAAACAGAUGGAAGAACCCGCCAACACGUCCACGCCCAACACGUCCACGACUGACAGUUCAUGACCAUUUGUCAUUCCCACUUUUUAUUUUUGUUUGAAAUCAGCAGUUGAUGAGAUGUCUUUGCUCCUGAGAGGAGGCGCCGCUGGAACCUUCCUGGUUCUCUGAAGUGCUUUUACUUUAAAUUUAAUAAAAAUUUGCACAGAAUAAAACUAAAUCGGGACGUAAAUAUGAGAUUUUAAUUUGUGUGUGGGUGUAACCUGUCCUGUCAUCCUCACAUUCCUCUCCUCGUAUUUAACU